Messenger RNA from Effrenium voratum, 5133 nucleotides. The record is from the annotation of a GenBank genome assembly. Lineage: Eukaryota; Dinophyceae; Suessiales; Symbiodiniaceae.
AUGCCGGCUGAGGGCAGAUCCAUCCUGGACAUCGCCUUGGGCUGCAACAUGAUGUUGGCGCGCUACUUGCAGGGCUACUGGGAGUGCCCCUCGCUUCACCCGCCGCCGCUGCGUGACAGCGGGGACCACCGAUACAGGCCAGGGCCCCGGCAGCACCGCCUGGAUGAGCCGGAGCUCGCUCAGCUGGUCUUCGAGCGCUUGGAGCACUUGGGAAAGCGGCGACUGGGGCGGCCGCAGCUGGCAGUCGUGAGCAAGGUUCGGCCGCUGGCCAGGCCGCAGGCCGUGUCAAAGGCGACGAGGCUCAUAGAAGAGCACAUUUUGAAACCGCUUCCCCUUCCGGCUAUGAAUAAAUGGACGAAAGUCGCCCCCACAGUUGCCGCGGUGACGCUGCUCUCUCUUUUUCACGGCGGAUUCAUUGUAGACGCCUUCAAGCAGGAGUUUGGCGAGCUUCAGGACGAGCCUUCAGACGGCAGCAGCGACGAAGAUGAGAAGCUCGGCGUGCCUGUGAAUGAAGCGCGCAGAUGGCGCGUGCUUGCGAGAAGGCGGAACAUGCGUGCGACGCACUUCUUGUCCGAUCCUCAGACUUUGUGGAUCAAUCUGCUCUGGUGCCAGCUUGCCCGCGGGGCCAUGACGCUGCACGCGCAGCUCUUCAAGAAUGCCACUUGGUUUUCUGACCGGCCGCAGAAAGAGCGUGACCGAGCAGUGCACCUGCUCGCCGCUUUCUGUCGCACAGACAGCAGCCCGGCACAGCGAGUGCUGCGAGGACUUGCCGCCAUUCUCGAGUCGCCCGACCAGGGCUUAUCCUUGCUGACUUGGCGGUUUGGGCCGCUGGCCGGGUGGCCAGAAGUGCGUCUCCGCAUUGUCCGCAGAGCGAUUCUGGCCAUGGUCGGACAGCUCGCCAGGAAGUUGAUACUGCCUUGGCAGCAGUACCCCUGGCGUGUCUGGCCGCUGGCCGUGCCGGACUCGAGCCCGCAGGAGCGCGCGACACAGGAUCUGUUGGCCGCGCCGCCUUGCUGUUUGGAUAGCGGGUUUUCGCUCAAGCUGCGGCGCAUGAACCCGUCCCAGGAAGAGCUUCUCCGCCCGGACUUGCGAGUGUUUCUGGAGACGGUGUUUCAACGCGUGGUGCCCACGUCCACCUUCAUCGAGAGAAGGUUUGCGCACUUCUCCCACUGGUCAAAAAAUCGGCUCUCCUGGUCUGCGCUGGCGGCGAAGCACGUCACCAACUGGACAAGGACUGCGGCGGAUGCGUGGCGAGAGCAGCACCCCCGGCGCGUGAGGCCGAAGCACAACGCCCGGCCCGCCUGGGUGAAAAGGCUUCCGCGCACAACCGGCUUCAAUGUCUUCGUGGGUGAGUUCCGACGGCAGCACGCCGGGUCUGUGCAGGGCGUCGCAGGCAGACAGGAGAAGGAGGAGCAAGCGGGCAACGCGGAGUCCGAGACAGGCGGCCCGUGGGGCAUGGCGGAGCUUCACGGCCAGUGGCCAAUCUCUUGUGGCCACCUGGAGAAAGUGCUGGCGCCGUGCACCGCCAUCAAGGCCUUCCGAGCGCCAGUGGACGCAGCAGAGGAUCUCCCGGAAAUCAGCGACACUCUGUUCUCGGUUUGCCCGCGGGGCGGGUGUGAAGCGCACCUUAGCCCCGAGCAGCGCGCUGCCUUCCACACACUGCACAGCGCGCUGGUGACAGCUGUGCGCGUGCACGAGCCUGUUCGAAGAGACCUGUCCGCAUCCCCCCUGGUGCUUCAGUGGCGAUCCCCCUCUAGGGGCGACUGCGUGCAGAUUGUCGUGGCCUUCAACGUGAGGAAGGCUCCGUGGGACAUGGUGCUGCUUCAGCUGAGCAAGGAGCCGCCUGGCGCAGAGGCUGCUCCGUACACUAUGCAGCUAACACCGGCCGCAGAUGCGCAGCACUCCUGCGUCACUCGAUCGGACAUGGACCUCUGCCGUGAGCUUGCUGAGAAGGCCUCGGACUGGCGCUUGUUCCGAGCGCGCGUCGGGCCUGCGUCUGCAGACUUGGGGACGUUCAGAAUCGUGUCCCGCGAGGAGCUGACUCAGGAGUUCCUGCAGCAGGCGGCGCUUGAGAUGAAGGAGAUACAGCGCGCGGCCCGGGCUGCCAAGCUGGCGCAGGGCUUGGCCGUGGGAAAGAAGCGCCGGGCGCGCGGCCCACGCAAGCCGAGGCAGCCUAGAGGCGCACCUGAGCGCGCCGACGCGCCCGCUGUAAUGGAAGACGACGUUGCCAGCAUUGCGGAGACCGGGAGUGUCGCUGGCAGCGUGCCGGGUGACGGCAGCGUGCCGGGUGGGAGAUGCGCGGCUGAUCAGCCGCCGGCUCGGUUAGGCCUCACCAAGGUCUGCAGCUGCUGCCUUUGCAACUCAAAGAGCACAGACGCCUCGCCGCUGACGACUGCCUCAGAGGAGGACCAGUACGCAGGGGCCAGGCCGUGGGCCAAGUACCGCCGGCUGAAGGACCCGGCGGAUGUGCUUUUCGACUUUCCGGCCUCGCGGGAGAACGCGCAGGACCACGGCCGCUUUCUCAAGGCGGUCCAGGAGUGGAUUCGGCAGCACAAUGCCAAUCCCGGCCUCGUGAAGGUUGACGUGGCCGCCCUCAAAAGGGCCAAGACUGUCCUGGACACGGAGGCGAAGACCGGGGUGAAGAUGAAAGGCCCCAAGCGGAACUUCGUCCUGCUGGACCACUGGGACGAGAAGUUGGACGGUCCGCUGGACGAGAACAAGAUAGUGGAGAUCACCUGGGGCGGCAAGGUCGUGAAGGGCAUCUACAAGGCCGCAGGCCGGGAAGGUGUGCUAGAAGUUGAAGACUUUGAGGAAGCCAACUUGACAGAGCGGACAAGGCAGCACACAGGAGAAGGCAUGUUCGCUGAGGAAGCUCUGGCAGUCAAAAAGGAGGCGCUAGGCAAAGUGUUCACGGACGCAUCGGACCAGAGAGCGAAGCACACGGUGGCCGCUGGCCCUGCUCCCAUGGAGCUGAGUGCAGUGCUUGGUGCGCUGCGCGGGCUUGUCCCAGACACUGCUUUGGCUGGGGUAGCAGAGACCUCCGGCGAAGGUGCACCAUCAGCCGCAGAAGCACCACUUCCACACUGGGAGCCUGAAGAGGAAGACUUGCCAGACAGUGAGCAGGAAGAAGAUGCUCUGGCAGCCCUGGCUGCCAGCGUGGGUGGUCGUUUGGGCGGUAGAGCCAAGGCAAAGGCGAAGGCUAAGCAGCUUCCCACAGGCAGCAGUGCAGCCAAGACGAAGGUGGCCAGGGCGCCAGCUGCGAGCACGGCUCCCGGUGCGCCCAGCGCGCCAGCUGCUUCGAACCUACAAAAGCAGAAGUUAGAGGCGCGAUCGCGGGGUGAGCCGGCUGAAGCCGAGGCCUUUGUUUUGGACGGGCGCGGCCUGAGACUCCGCGAGAACUUGCAGGAGGCCGCCCAGAAACUGGAGGAGUCAAUGCAAGCGCACUUGGCGCUGGACGUGAACUUACUGAGCAAAGACGCCAAGCAAAUCUUCACAAAGCAGAGCAAAGCCUUGGCGUCCGUCCUCACGGGCGCCAACAAGCACAUCAAGAGGAUUGAGGAGAGCCCCAACCGACAAGGUCUGCUCGCUGAGCUGGAUAGGUUUCAGAAAGCUCGGAGCGCGGCUGGGCUCCUGCUGGACUUGCUCAAGCAACUCUACGCCGCCAACCCUUCAGCGCAGGACUUGGGAGAAGCUGUAGAAGCCUGCCUCGCUGCCCCUCCCAUGCGUAUAGAACUCGGGCCUGGCGUGUGGGAGGCGCUUCUCGAGGCCAAGUGCGCACACUUCUGCUUGUAUCGCGACUUUGUCGGCUACUCUCAACUUUUUCGCUCAUCUGCCAAGGUUCGAGAGCUGCUGAAGAUGGGGACGCCGGACGAAAUUUCUCGAUGGGUUGAGCUUGAGGUGGAGCAGCGACUCAGCAGCUUGCUGCGCGGCUUUCCGCUUGAGGAGGCAAGCAAGAAGGACAGCGAAUACAGGCAGCAGACUCAUUCCUUUUGCAAGGCUAUUGCCGAGGAGCACGCGGCCCCAGAUACUGAGCUUUCGCAGAAGUCACUGAAAGACUGCGAGCUGGUCAGAGAGCUUCUGUCCCUUGGCGAUGUCGUUGCCUUAGAAGCCGGCACUGCCAAGUUCCAACAACUCAGCGGCGAAGCGAGCGGGGGGGCUGUCAUCGCUUUCUUCGCAAAGCACAAGAUUGGCCAAGCUUUGGCGCAGGCUGCAGCUGACGUGCUGGCUGAGGGAUCUUCACGCGUGGCUGCAGAGACCAGCCUCCAGAAAGCUUCCGCUGCCUUAGACACCGCCCAGGCCGCCGGCUGCGUCACGGCAGAUGUGCUUACGUGUUCAGCUGCGGCCUUCUGGGGGCAGAGGCGCGUAGUCUCGCAAGAGAUCCAAGCGCUGAAGCAGCAGGGGCCGCAGCAAGCCAGGCUUGCCAACAGGUACGCCACCAAGCUGGAGCUGCUGGUAAAAGAGUUUUGGAAGUGGCUGCUGUCCGGACUGCGGCAGGAGCUAUGCAACACCGUGUCUGGAGUGCUCGAGAGUACGAGAGCGCUAUUUCACGACGACAGCGCGCGAGAGGCAAUAGAGUUCUCCGUCGCUGACGUGGCUGAAGUGCUCGCAAACAAAGAAAUCAUAGAGCACCGGUUCUGGCAGGAGGCUCAGCCAGAGCUGAGCGAAGACAAGAAGUUGCUGAAGCUCUUGGACUGCUACAAGGUGAUCGCUGAGCAGGCCACGCAGCUUGUCCGGUUCAGCUUGUCUAUGGAGCCCAAGCUGCGCUGGGCCUUUGCAGGUGCCGCGGUGCCAGGACUCCCUGCGCCCGAGGUGCUGCACAGUUUCAAGUCGCUGCCCGAAAGAGUGCUCGCUCUCGGCGGGGAUGACAGGGCGCCGUCCCGGGCGCCUGCGGCUCUUUCCUGGAGCGUUCUACUCGACAAAGUCGACCAGCAGCUGCAGAGCCAAGAGAUGGCAGGCUUCACCGCUCUUGGCGCUCUUGUUAGAGACUUCCUGCGCAGCAGAGGGGAGGGGGCAGCCGAGUCAGCGCCAGCAGCUGUGAGAGUGGAGGAAGUGAAGCUCGGCAUCCCCCAGGAGAAUGAGGUGCGCGCGGUGACUGACGCAGUUCUGGAGGCCCAAGGGGGCCACCAAAGCUAA